AUGGAUGGCACUGUUUUGGAUAAUCAGACUCUCUAUCGACAGUUAGUUAGCGGUCUCGUCUACUUGACUGUCACUCGACUAGACAUCGCCUAUCCGGUUCAUGUACUUAGUCAGUUCUUGUCAGCUCCUUGUACUCAUUAUGCGGCAGUUUUUCGCAUUCUUCGCUACAUCAAAGGCACUCUAUUUCAUGGCCUUUAUUUUUCUGCCCAUUCCUCUUUGUCUCUUCAGGCUUACUUCGAUGCUGAUUGGGCUGGUGAUCCCAUUGAUCAUCGUUCUACUACUGGUUACUGUUUGUUUCUUGGCGACACUCUCAUUUCUUGGCGUGCUAAGAAGCAAACGUUCACUGCUCGCUCAAGCACAGAAGCUGAGUAUCGUGCUCUCGCUGACACCACUGCUGAACUUAUCUCGGUUUGUUGGUUUUUCGAAGAUUUGGGUGCUCCUCAGUCGUCCCUACUGAUAUUUUUUGUGAUAACCGCAGUGCUAUUCAAAUCGCCCAUAAUGAUGUGUUUCAUGAACGCACCAAACACAUUGAGCUUGAUUGUCACUUUGUUCGGCAACGUAUCCUUAUUGAUGCUGUUCGUCUCAUUGCUGUUGGAACACUAG
Messenger RNA from Arachis stenosperma, 603 nucleotides. RefSeq lists its product as uncharacterized. Bases 1 to 603 code for a protein of 200 amino acids. The record is from RefSeq and is a predicted model, not a curated record. NCBI's taxonomy places the organism in Eukaryota, Viridiplantae, Streptophyta, Magnoliopsida, Fabales, Fabaceae. The transcript has a single exon.